AUGGAGGGGCUAGUCGAGUCAAAAUACAUUUAUGAUAAUUUGAGUAUUCCGAACACAGAGUAUAAAGGUGCCAAAAGGCUUUUUCGAAUCGAAGCGGUCACUGGAGAAGGUACCCUGGUUGAGGAUCGACCCGUGGUAUAUAAGGCGACCUUAUCCACAGUCGUUGAAAUAGCCAAUCCCUCCUCCCCGUCCUCAACACCCAUUAUACUCCCUGCGCCCAGGCUAAACCCCUUAAAAGAUCCUAUCUCGCAACCUGGCUCUGCAAUUGUGGCCCCCCCCUCAAAAACUAAUUUCUCAUCUAUCGGUGGCCUCGCUCCACAAAUCGCGGCACUUAAGACUCUCCUCCUUUCAACCCUCCACCAUUCCCACCUUUUCACGAAACACAACCUAACACCCCCACGCGGAAUCCUCCUCUACGGUCCCCCUGGCACUGGAAAGACUCUUCUCCUCAAGGCUAUUGCAUCUGAGAUUUCUGCCAAAUGCUACGUUUUAAACGGCAGUGUAAUAGGCAAGUACCUUGGGGAGAGCGAGGCUGCUAUUCGUAAAGUCUUUGCAGAAGCCAGGAAAAAUCAGCCGGCGGUGGUGUUCAUGGAUGAGGCGGAUAGUAUAGCGUGCAAGAGGGGUGAAGGUGAUGGGAACGAAGGGAGGAUCGUUUCUACAAUAUUGACAGAGAUAGACGGAAUGUCUUGUGGGGAUAGUGAUGGCGUAGAAGUAGUGAAGCUGGUGGUUGUAGCAACAACAAGCCGGCCAAACGUUAUCGACCAGGCACUCCGCCGACCAGGCAGAUUCGACAGAGAGAUUGAAAUUGGUAUUCCAGAUGCUGAUUCUCGUCGGGAAAUUCUUGAAAUCCUCACUCGAAAAAUAGACUUCUCCAACGAGCAGCCCAAGGAAGCCAUAAUCAAGGCCCUAGCUGCCAAAACUCAUGGUUUCGUUGGCGCAGAUUUAGAAGAACUUGUUCGCACGGCCUUCACCAGCGCACUAACGCGCCUGGAACGGGACGACCUCGAUCCGUCAGCUCUUACCCUAAGUGACACCCCACAAACUCACCCCCAAUUCCUCCUUCGUGAAGCAGAUCUAGACUCAGCACUAAAGGAUGUGCGCCCAACUGCCAUGCGCGAGAUCUUCCUCGAACCCCCCAAGGUCCGCUGGUCUGAUAUCGGCGGCCAAGAGGAAGUCAAGCAGCGCCUGCGAGAAGCCGUCGAAUGGCCGUUAGCCCACCCCGAGACAUUCUCCCGUCUAGGUGGCACUCCGAGAAAAGGUCUCCUACUCUACGGACCACCCGGUUGCUCAAAGACCCUCACUGCGAAAGCAUUAGCUACAGAGGCCGGGUUAAAUUUCAUAGCUGUUAAAGGCCCUGAGCUGUUCAAUAUGUAUCUUGGCGAAUCAGAACGUGCAGUUAGGGAGGUGUUCAGGAAGGCCCGCGCUGCAAGCCCGAGUAUUAUCUUCUUUGACGAGAUUGACGCGCUGAGCGCUAGCCGUGAUGGUGGGGGAGGGGGCGGUGGAGGUGGGGGGAAGACAAAUGUGCUAACGACAUUGCUCAAUGAAAUGGAUGGCAUUGAAGUUCUUAAGGGUGUGACCAUUCUUGCUGCCACUAACCGUCCGGAAAUUAUUGACCCAGCGCUCCUCCGCCCCGGCCGCCUCGACACAAUCCUCUAUGUCGGACCCCCAGACCUACCCGCCAGAGAACAGAUUCUCCAAAUAAAGACAGGUAAAAUGUCCAUAUCCACAGACGUCGACCUUGGCCAUCUCGCCGAAGCCACGGAAGGCUUCUCGGGCGCAGAAGUGGUCAACACGUGCGACGAGGCGAUCCACUACGCUAUGCGCGAGUCCUUCUUCAUAGAAGCGGUUUGUGCCAGGCAUUUCGAAGCAGCGCUGGAAAGGGCCGUCCCGCAGAUCACUACUGAGAUGCGUGAAGCUUAUGAAAGUUGGUCUGUGGGUGGGGUUAAGAAGAUAUAG
Messenger RNA from Tuber melanosporum (Perigord truffle), 1956 nucleotides. RefSeq lists its product as uncharacterized. The coding region runs from base 1 to 1956 and encodes 651 amino acids. Gene Ontology annotation, molecular function: ATP binding; ATP hydrolysis activity. Gene Ontology annotation, cellular component: cytoplasm. Lineage: Eukaryota; Fungi; Ascomycota; Pezizomycetes; Pezizales; Tuberaceae. The transcript has 2 exons. The record is from RefSeq and is a predicted model, not a curated record.